CAAACCAUAUAACCGCCCCGCUUCUCUCUCUCCGUCUGUAAUCAAGAUUCUUGCCGAAGAAGAAGGCUCCAAAUGCCGCGAUUCGAUCAUCACAAUAUCAUCCUCGUCAUCACCAUACUUUGUAUAUUCCAAUUCUCAACAUCUCUAAAGAUCGGAGAAACAUGUUCCAUGGACGACGACAAAUGCGACGGCGGGUUGCGGUGUGGAACCUGCCCUGCGAGUGGCAAUACCCGCCCUAGAUGCACUCGAAUCCAACCAAUCAAUCCUACUUCGAAGGUGAAUGGGCUCCCGUUUAAUCGGUAUUCAUGGCUGACGACUCAUAAUUCAUUUGCGCUUUCCGGUUCAGAAUCACCUACUGGUUCCCCUGUUCUUGGUCCCGCCAAUCAGGAAGAUGAUGUUGCCUCUCAGUUACGCAAUGGAGUUCGAGGAUUAAUGUUGGAUAUGUAUGACUUCAACGACGAUAUCUGGAUGUGUCAUUCCUUUGGGGGAAAGUGCUAUAAUAUCACAGCAUAUCAACCAGCCAUCAACGUGCUAAGAGAAAUUCAAACGUUUUUAGAGGAAAAUCCGAGUGAAAUCAUCACCAUUUUCAUCGAGGAUUAUGUGACAUCAGAAGAUGGAUUGCCGAAGGUGUUUAAUGCAUCCGGGCUUAGUAAAUACAUGUUUCCUUUGAAUCGAAUGCCCAAAGAAGGUGGCGAAUGGCCAAUAAUCACCGAUAUGAUCUCCCGGAAUCAGCGCCUGAUUGUCUUCACCUCCAAAUCUACAAAAGAAGCAUCUGAAGGUUUCGCAUAUGAAUGGACAUACGUUGUAGAAAACCAAUAUGGAAACGAGGGUCAGAUUGCUGGUUCAUGCCCUAAUCGAUCUGAAUCUUCUGCAAUGAACACAACAUCCCGAGCGUUGGUUCUUCAAAACUACUUUUCCACUAACCCUAAUGUAACCGGAGCUUGUAUCGAUAACUCCGCUUCACUGAUCUCGAUGAUGAACACAUGCCAACAAGCAGCAGGCGGACGGUGGCCGAAUUAUAUCGCGGUUGACUUUUACCAGAGGAAUGACGGCGGAGGAGCAGCGGAAGCCGUUGAUCAAGCAAAUGGUCAUAUGACGUGUGGAUGUCCGAAUAUUGCGUAUUGCAGGGUGAAUGCGACGUUUGGGAGUUGUGAUAUUCCGGUACUUUCACCGCCGCCACCAGCACAGCUGCCGCCGGACGAACCAAUAGGAGGUUUUGGCGAUGGUUUCUUAAUAAGUGCAGCGGUUCAGCCACGGUGGUUCUACGGAGUAUUUUUGUCUGCAUUGUUGUUGUUGUUGGCGUUGUAAGUUUAUGCACCACCAAUGACUUAAAUAUUUGAUGAUUCAUUCAUGGCUUCUUUUUUCUUGUAGCGAGUUGUGUACAUAUAUUCACUUCCUAUCUGGUGAC
Messenger RNA from Lactuca virosa, 1408 nucleotides. The record is from the annotation of a GenBank genome assembly. NCBI's taxonomy places the organism in Eukaryota, Viridiplantae, Streptophyta, Magnoliopsida, Asterales, Asteraceae.